This is a messenger RNA of Penicillium coprophilum, 1878 nucleotides long. RefSeq lists its product as uncharacterized. Lineage: Eukaryota; Fungi; Ascomycota; Eurotiomycetes; Eurotiales; Aspergillaceae. The transcript is spliced from 2 exons. Gene Ontology annotation, molecular function: 1,3-beta-glucanosyltransferase activity; glucan endo-1,3-beta-D-glucosidase activity. Gene Ontology annotation, cellular component: cell surface; fungal-type cell wall; extracellular region. Bases 1 to 1878 code for a protein of 625 amino acids. Gene Ontology annotation, biological process: cell wall organization. The record is from RefSeq and is a predicted model, not a curated record.
AUGUCAAACGACAUAGAAAUGAACACCGCACCCCCAGACCAUCGUUACGUCCACGGAGCCCGCGAGAAUCAGACCAUCACACCAGGCGUCGACAACCUAGGCCCUGGCUCACCGGGCGGUGGAAUCAGCGGAAUCGCACUAGGAAUCGCCAAUACACACAGUCGCCAAAGCGGCAUCGACGCAUCUCGAGGCAUAAACGACGGAUACACCGGACCCGCUGAGCGCGAUUACAACACAACAGGCUCAGAUACACCCUACAUCCCUUCAGCAGGCUAUACCAGCGGCGACUCAUUUCGUCCCGAAUACGCCCACGCUUUGAAUAUGGCGAGAGGCAACUUGGUCGCCUCGCCAGGCAUGCAGACUCCUAGUCAAUCCUCGGUGCAUCUGAGCGAUCCUGCACACAGCACAUACCAAUACCCCGCCCCAUAUUCCGGCAUCACCGAUGGGCCGUAUCAGCGACACUCGACGGCGUACAGCAAUGGCGAAAUGUCGAAUAUUAACCCCGAGGACAUCGCCGAUGACGGGGAUGAGGAUUUCGGUCCUCGGCACAAUCGAGCUGCGCCUGCCGUGGCGGGCGCGGCUGCUGGCGCCGCUGGUGGAGGUAUCCUGAAAGGAUUCCUGGGUCGCGAGAAGAACGCUGAUGUCGCGUAUAACUCGGUUCCCGGUGGUGGGCUGGAGGGCGGUGGUGAUGGGGCGUCGGUGAGAUCCGCAGGUAAUGGGAUGGAGGGGCGCAAGAAGAUGGGCUGGAUUGUCGGUCUUGUUCUUGCGUUUGUGAUUGUGGGUGCGAUCGUCGGUGGUGCGGUGGGUGGUACGAUUGGAAGUCGGCACAAGGAGGACAAGUCUAAGACUGCCGGCGGAGAAGAAACUGCCACGGGUGAUUCCAAGACCAAUGGUGACCUCGAUAAGAAUUCGGCCGAAAUCAAGGCCCUGAUGGGCAACGAGGAUCUUCACAAGGUCUUCCCCGGAAUGGACUAUACGCCGUGGGGCGUGCAGUACCCCGAUUGUGUCAAGUGGCCGCCGUCCCAGAACAAUGUCACUCGUGACAUGGCUGUUCUGUCGCAAUUGACCAAUACAGUGCGGCUUUACGGUACCGACUGUAAUCAGACUGAGAUGGUUCUUCAUGCGAUCGACCGUCUCGAGUUGAAGGAUAUGAAACUUUGGCUCGGCGUAUGGAUUGACUCCAACACCACCUCUACAAACCGUCAGAUCAAACAGCUCUACAAAAUCCUGGAUGACACGGACACAUCCAUCUACAAAGGUGUCAUUGUUGGCAACGAAGCCCUCUACCGUGCUGGCGAUAGCAAGGCAUCUGCACAGGAAACCUUAAUCUCGUACAUCAAGGAUGUCACUAGCGAGGUCAAGAAGCGCAAGCUUAAUGAUCUAUUGAUUGCUACCUCCGACCUCGGUGAUAACUGGAAUGCGGAUUUAGUGGAUGAAGUCGAUGUUGUCAUGUCUAAUGUUCAUCCCUUCUUCGCCGGUGUCAAUGUCAACAAAGCUGUUGCUUGGACAUUGAACUUCUGGGAGACCCACGACGUCAUUUUAACCGAGGGUACGGACAAGAAGCAGGUCAUCUCAGAGGUCGGAUGGCCCAGUGGGGGUGGCAAAGACUGUGGUGAUAGCAAGGUCUGUGACGACGACACGCCCGGUGCUAUCGCCAGUAUCGAGAACAUGAACACUUUCAUGGCUGACUGGAUCUGUCCGGCGUUGGAGAAUGGAACUGAUUACUUCUGGUUCGAGGCCUUUGACGAACCAUGGAAAAUCCAGUUCAACUUGCCCGGCAAAGAGGAAUGGGAGGAUAAAUGGGGUCUGAUGGACUCCGGGCGCAAGCUCAAGAAGGGUCUCAAGAUCCCAGACUGCGGCGGCAAGACCGCCUCUUAA